Molecule: messenger RNA, 1914 nt
Organism: Malaya genurostris
Lineage: Eukaryota; Metazoa; Arthropoda; Insecta; Diptera; Culicidae
Exons: 7
Coding region: 249-1649 (466 amino acids)
Source: RefSeq, a predicted model, not a curated record
UUAAAGUGUGUGCUUGUAUAUGUGAUUUGAUUCAUAAAAUUGUUCAUUCCAUUGGGCGUUCAGGAGAGACUGCUCUCAUCGUGAUGAGUUGUUGUGCCAGCUUUAUUCCGCAAGUAGGUGCCAGAUAUCAAACAGAACUUGACGAGACGUUUUCAAAGUGCCUAACUUAAAUCCAUCACACUGGAUUUGGUUGAAGAAUUUAAAUCAUUUAUGCUUCAGAACAACUGGAAAGUGUAACGUUGAACGUUAUGAGUACCAAUAAGGGCACCGAUGAGACUGACCGAAGUGCGGUGGCUAAUGGUGACGAGAAGCAAAACAAUGCAGCAGCGCUACCGUCAGAAUUGGAAAAUAGGUACUCUUCCAUUCAAGAAACAUCUCUUUCAGUGACAAAUAAACUAAGUGUGUCGUCAGAUAAAGAAGCUAAUAAAACUACCAACUGGGUGAAAUUUGAUGAUGACGAAGGCGGUAAAAAGGAGGCAAAAGCUUUGCAACUUCCUUCCUCCAUUAAAUCAAUGACAGCGCCUGCAAAUGAAAAUGUGACACCGGCGGUACUAGCAACAGAAUCGGUUCACGUCACUGUUGAUUCAAGGUUACCAGCAACACCAAAACAGGGUACUGCCACAAUAAGUUCUAGUGGUUCAUCCAUGUUAACGGUAACGACUGCAGCGAAUACCAUCAACAAAACAUCACAACCGGCAGUCAUAGAUAUCCCAAAACAGUCAGUCAAUGUUGUUCAACCUAUCCAGUCGAUGCGCACAAUUGAACUAUCGACAGGUCGUGUUCGCGAGGGAUUUGCAAACGGCGAUGUGAUAGUGACAUUACUACCAACUAACACUCGUUGGCCGUGGAUAACACCUGCAGUAUUUCGACCAGAACUUGUGCCGGAGGAACUAAUGGCACAAGGUUUGACGCUUACUGUAGAAGAGUAUGUCCAUGCAAUGGAAACGUUGGUAAAUGAUUAUCGAUUUACCAUGUACAAUAUUUGCUAUAAACGGGUACUGGUCGUUUGGAUAAUGUUCGCUUUUAUAGUAUUAUUGGGCUUACUAUUUUCCGGCUUGGUUGGAAUCACACUAUUUUCGUUAGGAGUCGGAUGGCUCUUCCUGAAUGCAGCUGCCAUCUUCCUAUGCAUGUGGGUCAAGUUACGUUUGGCACGUGGACUUCAACGUUGUAUGGCUCGAGUGAAUAAACAGUUGAUACGACAUAAAAUUCUACUUGCCUUGGAUGACCGAGGUCAUAUCUCAUGCCAUAAAGUGAAUCUUUGCUUCAUGUACUUCGAACCUUCGCAAUGUAUCAGCUAUCUCAAUGAGUUUAUCGAACGAAGUGAACAAAACGGCAACACAAUAGAACCAGGCUGGGAGAGCCGACUAGACGUUUCCACAAACGAUAUUGUUAUACAAGGAGCCAACACAACACGCUUAUCUAGAAAGCAGGAACGUGGACUUCUACUAUUGCUGCGCUACGCCUCCCGUUGGGGUAACCAAUCAAUGCGAGGGCUAAUAGACGUAACUUCCGUUGAACCGGCACGCCAUUGUCGUCAGUUUCAGUGCCCUUGUCAGUAUAUUGAGUAUCAUCUUAAAUGCAAACCACGAGGCUACCCAUGCAGUUGCUGUGCAACCUUAACAGAUCCACACUUUCAAUACGCAUACUGAAACGCCUAUUGGAAUCAUCAUUAUAUCUGAGUGAUAUAUACCAACUACAAAGUGAAUUUAGUGCUACCAAAUGUUUGUUUUUACUUGAAAUUAUGGUUAGGACGAUCAAACUCUAUCUGUUUGGAUAUUACGUUGAGGCUACAUGAUUAUUACUAAUCCAACUGGUGAUAGGAAUUCUGAAUGUUACUUUGCGUUGAAUGUGGAUCUACCUGCACAAUUUUCAUAUUCUCUCUAAAGUGUAAGUUAGAUUAUCGUUUAUACAAAU